ACAGGAACUGCCUGGGGCUGCCCGCCCUGCCCCUCUGACGUGCAGACCCUGAAGUGAAACUUCAGCUCUAGCGGCAGCUCAAGAGUCCUGCGGAACACAACCCAGGCUCUCCAAGGUGACCCUUCUUUGGAUGCCAUGGCAGAAGCAGGAGCCUGGAAGCUGCCCCCGCCACUGCCCCCUCGGCUGGACUGGUUUGUGCACACGCAGGCAGACCAGCUGGCCCAAGACGGGAUCCCAGAGUGGUUCCACGGCACCAUCACGCGGCAAGCUGCCGAGAGCCUGCUGGAGUCUCAACCACUGGGAACCUUUCUUAUCCGAGUCAGUCACAGCCACGUGGGCUACACCCUUUCCUACAAAGCCCAGACCUGCUGCCGUCACUUCAUGGUAAAGCUCUCAGACGACGGGACUUUCAUCCUUGCUGGGGACCAUACGACCCAUGUCUCUCUGGACGCCCUGGUCUCAUUCUACCAGCAGAAACCUAUUCGGCCGUAUGGGGAGUUGCUGACCCAAGCCUGCGGGCAGGAGGAUCCAGCAAACGUCGACUACGAAAAUCUCUUCCUGUACUCCAGUGCCCUGGCUCAAGACGCUGAAAGCCAAGCUGGUGGCCCCACGGAAGGCCAGAGGCCUGCUUCCUGCCCACCCGAGGAGGCUCCAGAAAGGAAACCUUCCACUGCAACUGAUGGAAAGCUCGCAUCAGCCCCCAGCUCCCCAAAAGCACUUUUUGGGGAGGCGAGACAGAAACUGUGGAAGAACCUGAGGACACUGCCAGAGACCAGCCGGAGGGUGAAACAGCGGCUCACUUCGCACCUGUCUGCCACAAACCUGCUGGGGGACGCCAGGUCUGUGACACAGCAUCACAGACCUAUGACGCGAGCAUCCAGCUGGGACAGUGCCCGCCACUCCGCAGGUGCCGGUGCAGCCACCUCUUUCCAGAACCCCUCAGAACCCCAGGCCUGGAGAGGCGGAGAAGCCACCUUCACAGCCUCCAGGCCUGCCGGCUGGAGGGAGGUGGUCUCAGGGGCCAAGGCCUGGCGUGAAAAGCUGGUGAGGGCCCUCUCAGUCCAGGCAACCAAAUCAGAGCCUGUGGACUUGCCAGAAGCCCAGGACUGGCUACCUGAGGAAUACCGCCCACCACCGCCUUUCGCCCCUGGCUACUGACAGCAUCCCCUCUGUCUUGGUAGUCCCCACGGCUGUCCUCCCAACCAGGAAACUGUGCUAAAGAAAGAGGUUAUGGGGCUGAAUUCUGCAGUUGCCAGCCGAGGGACCUGAUGUCCUGACUUGGGUGAGAUGGCCCAGCGGUAAGGGGGUAAAGGCACUUGCAGGCAAACCUGACUUCCUGAGAUCGAUCUCCAGUAGUCAUAUGAUGCAAGGUGAGACCCAAUUCUGAAAGUUGUCUUCUGACCUCCAUAUACAUGUGUUGAUAUACACACAUGUUUUGACACAUAUAUGUAGUAAGCAUAACCUUAAAAAUACUUACUACAGCGACUUGGUGGGCAAAGCACAUGCCGGGCCUGUAUCCCAACCUCUGAUCGUGGGUAGAUCACGAUCUGUAGAGUCCUCUGUAUCCGUGGGCUCCACAUUUCACAUUCAGCCACAUUAGCCUACUUAGGGAACUCCUGACCAGUGUUAAAACAAAUCUGAGCAGGCAGGAUGACUCGGGUAAGGCACUUGCUGCUGAGCCUGAGGAUCUGAACUUGAGCUCUGGGAUCCCGGUGGAAGGAGAGCUCAGACUCCUGCAAGCUGCCCUCCGACCUCCACACACGCUGUGGCACACAUGUGUCUCUUCCCCACUAAUAAAUAAUAUUAUAAAAAAAAUUAAAGCCAACUUGGACAGCCUCUAAGGAGCAACAGCCAGAGUUGUCCUCUGACACCCACUUGCAUGAGAACACACAUGCAUGUGCAUGCCCCCCAACCCAAAGACUCCUGUACAGGGCGGGGACUGGCAAUGGCCUCUGAAGUGCUGUGUGAACUGUGAUGAACGUAGACUUCUCUGGUCUUCAUUUGGGAGCUGGAGAAGACAGCGGUCCCUUCUCAGGAGGAGCAAACAGAAAAGAGACAAGGAGAACCUGGGGCUUUUGGUUAUCACCAUCGCUAUUACCGUGAAUUGAGACAGGGUCUCAUUAUGUAUUCCUGGUUGUGCCAGAACUGACAGAGAUCCGCCUGCUACGCCUCCUGGGUGAUAAUAUUAAAGUUGUGCCCCACCAA
This is a messenger RNA of Myodes glareolus (Bank vole), 2205 nucleotides long. RefSeq names its product hematopoietic SH2 domain containing (gene Hsh2d). The record is from RefSeq and is a predicted model, not a curated record. Lineage: Eukaryota; Metazoa; Chordata; Mammalia; Rodentia; Cricetidae. Gene Ontology annotation, cellular component: cytoplasm.